This is a messenger RNA of Cannabis sativa, 2370 nucleotides long. RefSeq names its product pentatricopeptide repeat-containing protein At2g01740. The record is from RefSeq and is a predicted model, not a curated record. Gene Ontology annotation, molecular function: protein binding. The transcript has 4 exons. Lineage: Eukaryota; Viridiplantae; Streptophyta; Magnoliopsida; Rosales; Cannabaceae. Bases 114 to 1730 code for a protein of 538 amino acids.
GAAAUUAAUGUCCAAAAUCAAUCAAAUGGUUUUUUUUUUGGUGUAAAGGGGUUAAGACUUAAGAGGCUUAAACCCUUAAAACACCUUUCUUGAGCAACUCCCUUUGUAAAUGCAUGGUGAGAGAAACCCUCCACUACUUCGCUCACCUGCGAAGGGCCUCAAAGUUUCCAACUCCAUUCACCUUCAACAAGCUUCUCCACCGCCUCACCAUCUCCAACUGUGGUCAGCUCUCUCUUAAAAUCCUCUCCAACUUCCUCUCCAAAGGGUAUGUUCCUCACCCAUCUUCAUUCAAUUCCGUUCUCUCUGUUCUCUGCAACUUGGGUCACUUUAAUUUCGCUCAAAGUCUCAUAAAUUCAAUGCCCAGAUUCGGGUCUUUGCCUGAUGUUGUCACUUACAAUACAUUGAUUGAUGGGUAUUGUAAGAAUUCUGAUAUUGAACAAGCUUGUUUCAUUGUGAAUAAUAAGAUGUGUUUAUUAGGAAAGUGUAGACCUGAUUUGGUUACUUUUAAUAUAAUGUUUAAUACAUUUUCUAAGAUGAAAAUGGAGAGAGAGUUUUUUGUGUAUAUGGGUUUGAUGUGGAAGUGUUGUUUGCCUAAUGUGGUUACUUAUAGUACUUGGGUUGAUAUGUAUUGUAAAAAAGGGGAUUUGUGUAUGGGCUCUAAAGUGUUUGAUGAAAUGAUUAGUGUUGGGGUUUCACCUAAUUUUGUUGUUUUUACUUCUUUGAUUGAUGGGUAUUGUAAGGGUGGAAAGGUUGAUGUUGGUCUUAAGUUGUUUGGGGAAAUGAAGAGUUUUUCGGUUUCGCCUAAUGUUGUUACUUACACUGCACUGAUUGAUGGGCUUUGUAAACGAGGAGAGUUGGAAAAAGCAGAGGUAUUGUUUUCUAAGAUGUUGGAAGAUGGGGUUAAGCCUCAUUCAGCUGUUUACACUUCAUUGAUAGAUGGGUAUUUUACAGCUGGGAACACUGAUUUCGCCAUUGAGUAUAUAACUAAAAUGCGGGAUCAACGAAUUAGGCUUGAUAUCACCACCUAUGAGGUGAUAGUAUGGGGAUUUUGUAAGAACAGUAUGUUAGAUAAAGUAUCUGAGGUUCUUAGAACUAUGGUUGAGAGUGGAUUGUCUCCGGAUAAGAUCAUGUUAACGACCAUUAUGGAUGCGCACUUUAAAGCUGGGAAUUUAAAAGCUGCUUUGGAGGUGUACCGAGACUUAUUGGUCAGGGGUUUUGAACCGGACACUGUAACUCUUUCAACGUUAAUGGACGGGUUAUGCAAGCAUGGGCAUCUUGAGGAUGCUAGAGGGCAUUUUUGCAGGGAAAAAGCCAAUGAAAUCUCAUAUACUGUGCUUAUUGAUGGGAUGUGCAAAGAAGGGUUGUUCGGGGAAGUUGAAACGGUUGCCAAGGAGAUGUUGGAUGCAGGGUUUGUUCCAGACAAGUAUGUGUACACUUCUUGGAUUGCUGGGCUUUGCAAACAGGGAAAAUUAGUUGAAGCUUUUAUGCUUAAGAGUAAAAUGGUCCAGGAAGGUGUUGAACCUGAUUUGUUAACUUAUAGUUCAAUAAUUUUUGGUUUAGCAAAUAAGGGGCUAAUGAUUGAAGCCAAACAGGUUUUUGAUGAUAUGUUAAAACGCAGAAUCUCUCCCGACAAGGCUGUCUAUGAUAUUCUGAUACGAGGCUAUCUUAAGGAGGAAAAUGAAGCUGCUGUUUCGGGUUUGUACAAUGAAAUGAGAAAGAAAGGGCUUUGAAAUAGGUGCCUUUUAUCAUUGAAACUAUUGCUGGAAGGGUUGAUGCUGCUCGGUAGAAUGAUCAUAUGCGUCCAACUGAAGCCGUUCUUGCCCUUCCGCAGUCUCUGCUCAAGCUUGCUCAAAAGAGGUACUUAAACUUUAUCAAAACAUACUGGUAUCAAGUGGUUCCGACAAAGAAUGAGUAUCUGUGUGAUCUGAGAUAACUCUCAGAUUAUUGGGGCUGGCAGUGAUCAGUCAUGGAUGAUAACUCAACAAUGGUCUGUCUUAGCAGGUUCUCAUUGAAACUAUUGCUGGAAGGGUUGAUGCUGCUCGGUAGAAUGAUCAUAUGCGUCCAACUGAAGCCGUUCUUGCCCUUCCGCAGUCUCUGCUCAAGCUUGCUCAAAAGAGGUUGGCUGUGCAAAACCUACAUGAUGAAAUGAUCUUCAAAAUAAAAAUCAAGAGUAGAUGGAUGAGCAGAUAGAAACUUAUCAGGGGAAAAAUGCAGCAACUUAGGAACAAGCUCUGUUAAAAGUAAUAUAUUGGCUUGAAAAUGUAAUAUCUUUUUGUUUUGUACAUACAAAAAGCUUGUCAAUGAUAUACGACAAUAAAUAAAGAAAUUAUUUCAAAAAUACCCAAAAACAAUAAAAAAAUUGAAGUUUUU